AAGACACCUUAAUGAUCGAUCUCUACGGCGUUGCAGCAAUGAUCAAUUUUCAGCUCCGUGCCCAGACAUUGUGGUGCGCCAGCCACAAACACUCAGUCAAGGCUAGUGUCACAGCUGGAAUUCAAUACUUUUCUGAUUCACAAUAACACCAUUUCAAUACUCGACUUCUACGUCGUUGAAUCGAUGAUCAUUCUCAGCUCCGUGCCCAGACAUUCAGUCUAGGCUAGUCGCAGUAUCUUUUGUGUUCAACCAUUGGUUGCUUUUCCUGUGCGCUGAACUAAGCGAUGUUGACUGUAUCAGUGCCAUUUGUAGUUCUCUCCCAGUGUUUCCUUUCCUUUACCUUCAGACUUUUAGAUUUCAGUCAAGUCACCAUUUCACAUUUCAUUGACGUAGUAAACAAUGAAUCCAAAUCUGGAUAACGCAGGUGCAGCAAGACCCGGAGAUUUCCCUCGACCUUUCGACCCUGAUCUCCCGUGGAUUGACAGAGUACCACUUCAACCCAUCCGUCUGCCUUCCCGAAAACCGCAGCUCCCACCGACACUUCCUCCACGGGAGCGAGAGGCCUGGCCACCUGUUAUAUUCAGACCACGCCCGAAUCCUUUUCCUCGUCCUCCACCAAUUGUCGAGCAACCGAUUGAUCCAUCGCUGGUGUUGAAAGCAUAUUCGACGGCAUUGCGCCCAUUUUUGACUUUGGAACGGGACCUUUCUAGAGCGCAUCAAGCGAUUUUCAUUGCUAAUCCGUUGCAGUACGGGGUGCCAAGUGGAAUGGAGAGGGACGAGUUUUUGAACGAAGCCAUCUUUGGUAUUGCGAAUCCAGUACAGAAUCCUGAAUCUCCGGCUUUUAGUAGGGCGGGCAAUGGAUUUUUUCAGCUGCUUCAAAGCUAUGUACUUAAUGUGAAGGAUGCGGUGACCCAGUCUACAGGAAUCACUGUUGAAGAGGCAAUAUUACAAGAAGAACGGAAAAAGAGAGCCAGAAAUGAUUAUGAAGCAGCCAAUUCUCUCGUAGCAGUUGAGUUUGCAAAACUGCUUGUAACAUUUGAACAAGCUCAUCAAAUUGACAAAACUCUCACUAUGAUGGAGUGGAUAAACAGUCCCCCUGGAGACACAUAUCGAGAUGCUAUAGAAGAUCGACGCACGAAAUCAAACAAUCUCAAAGCUCUGCAGACAACUGGAACAUUCGAUGUGACAGAGAAACGAGAAGAGUUCGAAGUCGCAUUGACGAAAACCGAAUUCAAGCAAGGGCACAACAUGCCAUCCACACUACGGGACCUCGACGCUGAGGUCUCCUCCAAUGAUGAACUUCCUCCUGCAGGAAUUAUUUACAGGCCGUUGCACUAUCUCUCUGGUUACGACUUGGCUUCCACUCGCUGGGUGGAAGAAUACCCGAUUCCACCUCAGAAGCUACUGUUUGAUCUCAAGGACGCAGCCAGAGUGCAGUGGAAAGACCUAGGAUUCCCAUUGCUUGACGCUGAAGCAGUCGUUGGAGGGACACCCGAUUUUGAGAUAUGGCUUGAAUACACGGGUAUUCAAAGCUUUGAUAUUUCUCGUGGUCUCUGGGACAUUGAAGGGUUUCGUGAUACCUUGCCUCCUCUGCUGGCGACUGCUGCUCCGGUAUUGAAAAAUCCGAUUUUGAAGACAGUCAAGGUGCUCAUAGGUUACGAUGUCGAUGUCGUUAUCAAGUUGCCAGGCUCGGUGCUGAGCACACUCCCUGUUACAGGUUCCAAAGUACAGCUCCCAUCAAGAAUAAUCAGCGCGUUGAGUGAUCUGGUUGGUUAUCUUCCUGCAACACUAAGAGAUAAUGGCGAAAUUCAUGCCAGAUCUGAUAAAGAUAAUGCGUAUCCAGCACUUUUGGCAGUGCUUACACAAGCCGUGUAGUGUAAGAGAGACAUUUUGCGACAAACAUGAAUAGAAUUGGUUUUCUGUUUGGUUUAAUUAUUCUUUAAGGACUCUAUAUUCUUGAC
Cadophora gregata is the source of this 1961-nucleotide messenger RNA. RefSeq lists its product as uncharacterized. The transcript has 5 exons. NCBI's taxonomy places the organism in Eukaryota, Fungi, Ascomycota, Leotiomycetes, Helotiales, Ploettnerulaceae. The record is from RefSeq and is a predicted model, not a curated record. Bases 400 to 1875 code for a protein of 491 amino acids.